AUGGGCCAAACGCAGAGCACCCCUCUCUCCCUCCUCCUCGCCAAUUUCAGGGCCGUAAAAGCUAGAGGACACAGCUUAAGCCUAGACAUUCACAAAAGGAAGUUAAUUACCUAUUGCCGCUCUGAAUGGCCCACCUUCGGGGUUAAUUGGCCUACAGAGGGAACCUUCUGCCUCCCUGUGGUCCUUAAAGUAAAAUCAAAAAUUUUCCUACCAGGGAAAGAAGGUCACUCGGAUCAGAUUCCCUAUAUUCUGGUGUGGCAAGAUUUAGUAGAAAACCCUCCUCCUUGGAUGGCCUCUUUCUUAAUAGCAGAGUCAUGCCAAAUCCUAGCGGCUAAACCUAUCAGCCCUCCCAAAUAUUGGCCCUUCUCUACUAGUGACCUAUAUAACUGGAAAACCCAGAAUGCCCGAUUUUCUGACAACCCUAAAGAUUUAAUAAGUCUCUUAGACAGCGUUAUGUUUACUCACCAACCCACCUGGGAUGAUUGUCAGCAGCUCCUCCGAAUCCUGUUCACUACCGAGGAGCGAGAAAGAAUUCAAUUGGAAGCAAGAAAGCUGGUUCCUGGGGAUGACGGCCAACCCACUGCUAACCUUGAUCUCAUUAACGCAGCUUUUCCCUUGACCCGACCCCCACAGGAUGGCUGGGACUACAACACGGCAGAAGGUAGGGGACGGCUGCGCAUUUAUCGCCAGACUCUAAUGGCGGGUCUCCGGGCUGCUGCACGCAAGCCCACUAAUUUGGCAAAAGUGUAUUCAAUAAUACAAGGUAAGACAGAGAGCCCUGCCGCUUAUUUAGAAAGAUUAAUGGAAACCUUCAGACAGUAUACCCCCAUGAACCCCGAGGCCCCCGAAAAUCAAGCUGCUGUUGUAAUGGCCUUUGUAAAUCAAGCAGCCACUGAUAUUAAAAAGAAACUCCAGAAGCUAGAGGACCUGGAGGGAAAACAGAUUCAGGACUUACUCCGCAUUGCCCAGCGUGUCUAUAAUAAUAGAGAGACUCCAGAGGACAGGCAACUUAAAGCCACCGAGAAAAUGACCAAAGUCCUGGCUACUGUUGUCCAAAAGCCCCUGGAUAAACACAAGCCCCUAGAUAAGGACCAAUGCGCCUAUUGCAAAGAAAAAGGCCACUGGGCCCGAGAAUGCCCUAAAAAGAAAAAGCCACAUUAUGGUCAAAAACCGUGGCAGCCAAAAACCACACCCGCCCUCUUCACUCAAGAUGCAGAAUAGGGGGGACGGGGUUCGGAUCCCCUCCCCGAACCUAGGGUAACGCUACAAGUGGAGGGGAACCCAGUUCAAUUCUUAGUCGACACAGGGGCACAACAUUCGGUCUUGAUCAGACCCCAUGGAAAAAUCUCUGAAAAAUCUUCCUGGGUCCAAGGGGCUACUGGAAUAAGAAAAUAUCCCUGGACCACCCAGAGAACUGUGGACCUAGGAAAUGGAAAGGUCACCCAUUCCUUCCUAGUCAUCCCUGACAGCCCGUGCCCCUUAUUAGGAAGAGACUUACUCACUAAAAUGGGGGCCCAGAUUCAUUUUACGCCAGAGGGCCCCCAAGUGACUGGCCCGCACAACCAACCCAUUACCAUACUUACUCUAAGAUUAGAAGAUGAAUAUCGACUCCAUCAGGGGCCACCCUCACAAAGUCAAAACAUAGAGCCCUGGCUCCAGCAGUUUCCAGAAGCAUGGGCUGAAACCGGGGGUAUGGGGUUGGCUAAACAUCGCCCAGCUCUAUUCAUAGAGUUGAAACCGGGGGCAGAUCCAGUUCGGGUCCGACAAUACCCGAUGUCAAUGGAGGCCAAAAAGGGCAUCACACCACAUAUCCGUCGCCUCCUAGACUUAGGCAUCUUGCGUCCCUGCCAUUCAGCCUGGAACACCCCCCUGCUGCCCGUACGAAAACCUAACAGUGCAGACUACCGUCCGGUACAAGACCUGAGAGAAGUUAACCGCCGAGUCAUGGACAUACACCCAACAGUACCCAACCCCUAUACCCUCCUAAGUGCCCUCAGCCCAGAAAAACAAUGGUAUACGGUCCUUGAUUUAAAAGAUGCUUUUUUCAGCCUGCCUCUGGCCCCCAAAAGCCAGGAGCUCUUCGCCUUCGAGUGGUUCGACCCUGAGAGAGGCAUAAAUGGGCAACUCACCUGGACCCGGCUCCCCCAAGGAUUUAAAAACUCACCCACCUUGUUCGAUGAGGCACUCCACGAGGAUCUGGGUGAGUACCGGAAUCAAAACCCCGAAGUAACUCUCUUACAGUACGUUGACGAUCUUUUAAUCGCCGCUGAGACUGCCGAAGCUUGCUUGCAAGGCACCAAAAAUCUCCUCCGGACACUUGGUGCCCUGGGGUACCGGGCUUCAGCAAAGAAAGCCCAAAUUUGCAGAUCCGAGGUAACCUACUUGGGGUAUCUGUUAAGGGAAGGCCAACGAUGGCUCACUGAUGCACGGAAGGAAACCGUUCUCCGCAUCCCCCGACCCACGACCCGAAGGCAGGUAAGAGAGUUCCUGGGAUCAGCCGGGUUCUGCCGCUUGUGGAUACCUCGGUUCGCCGAGAUGGCUAAGCCUCUUUACUUGGUCACCCGAGAACGGGCGCCCUUUGAGUGGACAGAGGAAACUGAGCAGGCUUUCCAGCAAAUUAAACUCGCCCUGCUGUCGGCACCAGCCUUAGGGCUCCCCGAUGUCUCCAAACCUUUUCAUCUCUUCGUAGAUGAAAAUAAAGGGGUAGCCAAAGCAGUGCUGACGCAACUCCUUGGCCCAUGGCCCAGGCCUGUUGCCUAUCUUUCAAAAAGACUGGACCCAGUAGCGGCUGGCUGGCCUCCUUGCCUCCGUAUGAUAGCUGCUACAGCUCUAAUGGUAAAGGAUGCUGAUAAGUUAACUAUGGGACAAGAGUUACAUAUCACAACCCCUCAUGCCAUCGAGGGAGUCCUCAAACAACCUCCUGACCGAUGGAUUAGCAAUGCCCGACUGGUUCACUACCAGGGACUCUUAUUAAAUCCCCUCAGAAUCAUUUAUGCUCCCACCAGAACACUAAACCCUGCCUCCCUGUUACCAGACCCGGACUUAGAUACCCCUCUCCAUGACUGCGCUGAGAUAUUGGCACAGGUUCAUGGAGUUCGGGAAGAUUUACAGGAUCAUCCACUGCCAGACGCCGAAGUUACCUGGUUCACUGACGGCAGCAGCUUUAUACAUCAAGGUCAAAGGUACGCGGGGGCAGCAGUCACAACUGAAACUGAGACUGUUUGGGCAGAGCCUUUGCCAGCUGGCACCUCUGCCCAACGGGCUGAACUUGUGGCCUUAACCAAGGCACUGACUUUGGGAAAAGACAAGAGACUAAACGUGUACACCGAUAGCAGAUAUGCUUUUGCUACGGCCCACAUACAUGGAGGUAUAUACAGAGAGAGGGGACUGUUAACUGCAGAAGGGAAAACCAUCAAAAACAAAGAAGAAAUAUUGGCUCUUUUAAAGGCACUCUGGCUGCCUAAACGACUAGCCAUCAUACAUUGCCCAGGCCACCAAAAACCGAUCACACCGGUGGCCAGAGGAAAUAAUCUGGCUGACCAGGUGGCCCGAGAGGUGGCCUUACAGGUGGACUGUGCUUUAAUGACCACCCUACCAGACCCCGGUCCAGCUAGUUUACCAGAAAGUCCCACCUACACUAAAAAAGACCUAGACUGGAUCCAAAAAUUGCCUAUGACUCAGUGCCUUAACGGAUGGUGGAGAGCAGCAGACUGUAGCAUAAUCCUCCCAGAGGAAAUGGGAAAUAAAGUUUUAUCCAAGAUGCACCGAGCCACUCAUAUGGGCACGAGAAAAAUGCAAGACUUAAUAAGACAUGCUAGGAUCACCAUCAAAGACUCUAGGACAAAAAUCGAACAGAUAGUUACUAGCUGUAAAUCUUGCCAACUAACUAACGCCACCAACCACGGGAAAAACCCUGGCUCAAGAACUCGCGGAACCAGGCCGGGAGCCUAUUGGGAAGUAGACUUCACCGAGGUAAAGCCUGGAAAAUAUGGAUACAAAUAUCUGCUAGUGUUUAUAGAUACCUUUUCAGGAUGGACAGAGGCCUUCCCCACCAAGCAUGAGACUGCACAGAUAGUAGCAAAGAAAAUGUUGGAAGACAUCAUGCCCAGGUACGGAUUCCCUACCCUAAUAGGAUCAGACAAUGGACCAGCAUUCAUUUCAAAGGUAAUACAAGGGAUAGCGCAGUUUAUUGGGGCCGAUUGGAAACUACAUUGUGCAUAUAGACCCCAAAGUUCAGGACAGGUAGAAAGAAUGAAUAGAACCCUAAAAGAGACCCUAACCAAAUUGACCAUGGAGACUGGCGCUAACUGGGUAGUCUUACUCCCCUACGCUCUGUUCAGGGUGCGGAAUUCCCCUUACAAACUUGGAUUAACCCCCUUUGAAAUCAUGUAUGGAGUGCCCCCCCCUAUAAUUCCCAACCUACAGUCUAAUGUGUUAACUGAAUUUGAUGAUCAUGAACUUCUUAUUUCCCUGAGGGAACUACAGCACACCCACCAGGAAGUUUGGCCCAGAUUGAGAGCCAUUUAUGAGAACGGGCCCCCUCCUGAGCCGCAUCACUACCGACCCGGAGAUUGGGUAUAUGUGCGGAGACACCAGCAAGAGACCCUCCAACCACGGUGGAAGGGACCCUACAUUGUGAUCCUAACCACACCCACUGCUCUCAAAGUCGACGGGAUUGCUACCUGGAUCCAUUACACCCACGCCCGAUCAGCUGAUACCUUUGCGGUUCAAAAAGACUUCGUGCCGGAAGCCAACACCGCCUGGACAGUUGACCAGAACUGUUGCUGCAGCUCCGGACCCACAAUGAUCGGAGGAACACUCAUUAGCGUGCUCCUACUCACCUCCUACGGACUGAUAAGUAUUGCGAGCAACCCCCAUAUACCCUAUACUUUAACUUGGGAGAUUUCUAACCUAGAAACUCAGGAAGUCUAUAAUACUACCACAAUAGACGAUACUCCCCUAAAUGCCUGGUGGCCUGAUCUAUAUUUUAACCUAGAGGACGUAGCCAUAACUAUGGGGGUACUUCCCCCCAACGGAAGCCGCCAGCGUCCUAAUCCGUCAUGGACCGGAACCCCAGAAAAUGAAAAAAAGCGCAUAAGAUCUGGUGGGUUUUAUGCAUGUCCCGGGUUCAGAACAGGAGCAAUGAAAAAAACCUGUGGAGGAGUCGAAUCCCUCUACUGUAAGGCUUGGAGCUGUGUCACUAUCAAUGAUGGAAGCUGGAAAUGGGAGGUAAAACCCCAUUAUAUUGACAUGAAAUUUGCCAGCCCCUGUCCCAAGCAGAUCCGCGCCUGUAACCUUAUUCGUAUCAAAUUCCUAGAGGACGGAAAAAAGGAGACGAGAUGGAUUACGGGGCUAAAUUGGGGAAUUCACCUGUAUCGGGGACCGCCUUACUUUGCAACUGUUAUUCAGAUAAAACUAAAGGUACAACCCAAGGUUCCACCAGUGUUAGUAGGACCGAAUCCAGUAAUAGGGGCCACCAGUGAGCCUACUACUACUCCAGGGCCCACUAGUAAGCCUACUGACACCACGGGCAUGGGUACUAGUUCUUCGACCACUCAGGUGACCCCGAAAAAACCCCAAAAAAUUCAAAUCCCAUUCAAAGAUGACCCCUUAUGGCUCCCUGGAAUGACAUGUCCCAGGAGAACUGUGAAUUUGGAAAGGGCAAGAAUUAAGCCCGGACUUGUUCAGUGGGGAAGUGUCUGGGUGUUUACCAUUCGAGGUGACUUCACUACCCGCCUUGCCCUUCUGUUGAAGGGCCAGUCUGAGUCUGCUGAUUUCAUCCACUGCUGUGAUCUACAGCUUAGAAACUUCUGCUUAGCUUUGCACGUGGACAUGUUACAAAUAAGAUUUGCAAAAACCACUCUACCCCAAACCUACCUCAUUGGAGGAGAUAAGGAAGUACGUGUAGAGAUGACUGUGCCAUCGUUAACAUUUACAGGAAGGACAGGAUCAGAUUCCUCCCAGAGGCAGCUCUGCAGUUGGCACAUGCUGGAGUAUAAGCAGCUUUGCGGUGUGGGUCACUCAGUGAUGCCUGAGAGUAUGCAACAGAUCACAGUGCUGAAUGGAGUCUCGGAGACUAAAGAGCUGAUCACAGGAUCCCAAGUGACUAUAAGACCUGAGAUGUCCAUUACAAACUGGGUGUUAUAUGACCCAUCAAGAAAUAGUGUGAAAGGCGCGGCUGCUGUACGUAAUCAAGAAAAAGCAGAUCCUACAGUUUCAGAAGUGAUCAAUAUUCAGGAACUCCAUUAUGAGUUUCAAGCUGAGGCUUUGGGGCAUGCAGGAUAG
Messenger RNA from Leopardus geoffroyi (Geoffroy's cat), 6285 nucleotides. RefSeq lists its product as uncharacterized. The transcript is spliced from 8 exons. Gene Ontology annotation, biological process: DNA integration; virion assembly; proteolysis. Gene Ontology annotation, molecular function: nucleic acid binding; RNA-DNA hybrid ribonuclease activity; zinc ion binding. Lineage: Eukaryota; Metazoa; Chordata; Mammalia; Carnivora; Felidae. The record is from RefSeq and is a predicted model, not a curated record.